UUUAUGUUGACAGAGGGCGCUAAUAUUAAGAAAUGAGAAACUGCCAAAAUUGUUGAAAUUUACACCAUUUGGGUUAUUCAGCCUCAAAUUACUUAAUAAAAACAAGUAGAAGCAUGAUAAAAUGGCGGUGAAAAUUCAAAAUGGACUUACUCAAAUGAUUAUUAUAGCGUUGUCAAAAAGAUACGACUUCUUAAAAACCUUGAAUGGGUUUGCAUAAAUUCUUUUGAAACACCUGUUCAGAUUUAAAGAAAUAUGUUGGAGGAAGAAGAAAGACAGGAGGAUGACACCUCUGUCAGAGUUGCUCUCAGGAUACGUCCGCAGCUUGCUAGAGAGCGAAUUGACAUGUGUCAGAUCUGUACUGCGGUCAUGCAGUCAGAAAAGCAAGUAAUGCUAGGAAAAGACAAGGCCUUCACCUUUGAUUAUGUGUACGACAUUCCAGUUGUUCAGGAAUUCAUCUAUAAAGAUUGUGUUGAAAAACUAAUUGAAGGUGGUAUGUUGUAUAAUGAAGAAAUAUUAGAUCUGUUAGAUACAACAAGAGACCCUGAAAGUAGGGGUCGUAAAAGUAAUGCAAAGAUCCAUGAGGAUGCCUCAGGAGGAAUAUAUGUAGUUGGAACUACCACAAGACUAGUCUAUUCAUUACAGGAGACAAUGCAAUGUCUUCAAGUUGGUGCGUUGUCAAGGGCAACAGCCAGCACAAACAUGAACGCAACUUCAUCCAGAUCUCAUGCUAUUUUUACCUUACAUAUAAAACAACACAGGGUAGUCAAAGAGGAGCAAGUGGCUGUUGAGCACAAGGACGGGGAAGGAGAUGUUAAGAUGGAACAGAGUAAUGACAGUCUGAGUGAGUUUGAGACAUUGACGGCAAAGUUCCACUUUGUCGACCUUGCAGGCUCAGAAAGAUUAAAAAGAACUGGUGCUACUGGGGACAGAGCCAAAGAAGGAAUUUCUAUAAAUUGUGGACUGGUUUCUUUAGGUAAUGUCUCAGCUUUAAGGUGCAAGAUGAAAAAAGGAUCUCAGGGUCCUUAUAGGACUCUAAACUCAAAAUUUUACUAAAAAGAUUCUCUGGGAAAGGGAAAACAGGGGUUUUAAAUGAUCGCGUGUGUUUCACCCUCGGAUCGAGACUUUAUGGAAACUUUAAAUACAUUGAAAUAUGCAAAUCGUGCUAGAAAUAUAAAGAACAAAGUGAUAGCCAAUCAAGAUAAGGCCAGUAAACAGUUAGCUAUAUUACGACAAGAGAUUAUGUUACUUCAACAAGAAUUAAUGGAUUAUAAAACGGGUAAGAGAGUAGUGGAUAGUGAAGGAGUAGAAACUACCAGUGAUGUCUUUCAUGAAAAUAACAUGCUUCAAACAGAAAAUGAUAAACUUAGAACCAGAAUCAAAGCACUGAAUGAAACAGUAGAUCAACUGACUGUAAGAAACUCGGAACUGUUGGCUGAUCAAGCAGUUAUUGCCCUUGGUAAUGCAGCUGGUGAUGCUACUAAUGAAGAGGUUGUUAACUUAAUCAAAGGAUAUGUGAAGGAACUUGAGGAGUUAAGAACAAAACUAGCUGAAUCAGAGUUAAUGAUAGAAAGGUUAAAACGAUCACGACCCAUGUCGGUAUCUCGAUUGUCCAUGAAUCCCAUGUUGUCCCCGGUACAUUCAAGUAUGAGCCAGAGUAUGGAGUCACCGAUGUCGCCCGAUAAUCAUAUUACUAGUAUUAUUGAGGAGGCGAAACGUGACGUGAAAAAAUUAAAGAAGAGGAAGAAAGCUGCUGAACGCCAUGAUAGUGAUAAAGAGAACGAGCAUCAUUCCGAUGAAGAGAAGGCCACUACAGAGACAGUUGAAGGUGAAGUCGUGGAGAAAGAUAGAUCUGAAAAAUCAGAGAAAGAUGAUUCUGAAAAUGUUGAUGUUAAUGGAAAUCUAGAUCUGGAUAAAGAUGAUACUGCGGAGAGUUCUGAUGAUGAUGACGAGGAACUUGAAGCAUUGAGCAGUUCCAGCUCGGGCUCUGAUUCCGACGGGAAAGAUUCCGACAACAUACAUGAAGAUUUAGCGGAGUUAACAUGUGAGAUCUCUAUCAAACAGAGGCUUAUAGAGGAGAUAGAGCAGUCACAGAAACGAAUGAAUUCCAUGAAAGUACAAUACGAAGAGAAAGUUGAGCUGUUAAUAAAUAAGAUCAGGGAGACCGAGUCUGAGAGGGAUAAAGUACUUGCAGGAUUAAGCAAAGUUGAUACAAGCAAAAGUGAUCAAACAAAGAAAGUAAAGGAGCAGUAUGAACGAAAGUUAAAUGAUAUGCAGAAUGAGUUAAAGAAGUUGAAUGCUGCUAAGAAAGAACAAGCUAAGCUGGAGAAGAACCAAUCUCAUCUAGAGAGACAACUGAAAACAUUACGAUAUGAAAUCGGUGAAAUGAAGAAAACCAAGGUGAAGUUAAUGAAACAGAUGAAGGAGGAUGCAGAGAAAUCAAAACAGUUUGAACUGAGGAAGAACAAGGAGAUGGCACUACUAAGGAAGGAACAGAUCAAAAAAGAGGGAAUAAUAAGAACACUAGAAAACCAAAAGAGGCAAAAAGAUAUGGUGCUAAAACGAAAAACCGAAGAGGUUGAAGUGUUAAGAAAGAAGAAUAGACCAAUGUCUUCCAGGACUGCAGGCAGAGUAGCUAACUAUAAUAAACCAACCAGUGUACCUGCAGGUCCUAUGUAUACAUCGUCCCCGAUGCGUAGAAGGAGAAGAGAAACUUUUUCUGCCAAAGUUGCCAAUAAAAAAUGGAUGGCUUUAGAGAAAAAUGUCAAUGCUGUGAUAAAUAAGAAACAGACUAUAUCAAAUAUAGAGAAAGAUAUGGAUGUCUGGUUAAAGCAUAGAGAAAAACUGGGAAAGAAGUUAGAAAAGUGCCAAAAGAAGAAGGAAACAAUGAUUGCUUUAGGCAAUCCGGAAACUGAAAUUAAAGAAGUAACAGAUGUUAUAGAUUCUUUAAAGAACCAGGUAGAAUUUGCCCAAGAUAAUAUAACAGAGUGCCAAACCAAUAUUGUACAAGUAGAGGAGGCAAAGGAAGAAGCAGAGAAAUUUGAUCCUAUGAAUCUUGUAAAUACAGUCAGUAUAGAGGAGGCUAAAUAUCUUCUAGAACAUUUUAUUAAUAUGUCCAUAUCUAAGGGUCUAGCACUAUCAGCGAAGGACUCUGAAGUACGUGAGUUAAUGGCUAAGUUACACCAGACAGAGUUAAACAAUACAUUACAACAAGAUCUGUUAAAACACAUGAUGGCUGAUAGGGUAGAUAUAGAGGUGGAUAAUCUGAUGACCAAUCAGGUGGAUGAUAUGGACAGUUCCACAAGCUCGUCUUCCAGUUCCCCGGUUGAUAGCAUGUUUGAGAGUCGUGUGGAACAAGCGGCACAACCUCCACAGAAAUCUACUCUGAUGUCCUCCUCGAGCUGGGAAGCAGCCUUAAAGAAAGAUAAGGAGUUGCAAAGACUUAUUCCGCGAGAAUUAGAGCGGUUUUAUCGAAGGUCGUACCCGGUUAGUCCAACAUUCAGGCGGACAUCCAAGUUUGUGAGAUGUUCCAUGCAGUGGUAUAGACAGGCUCGUAGGCGCACCCCCACCAGACCUGAUGAAUUAUUGUAUGCUGGUAAUGAGGAGGCGGGACCAAUGUUGAACACAGUACCGGAAACACCAGAUGAGAACACGGCUACUGUAACGAAAAUACCACCUGUGAUGUCAAUGAGUGCACCACCAACUACCACUGUUACCAGUACUGAAGGAACGUUGAUGCCGCCACCAAAACUCUUACCUCCGCGACAAACUAGCUCUUCCAGAUUAUCAACUGUAUCACCGAGUAUGAGGAGAAAAGAUUACUCAAAGCCAAGCCCGUCCCCAUCUCCAGUACUGAGAAGGAAGAAUAGCUUCACCAUACUGUCAAGGUCUAGUUCUAUGGACAAUGCAACAUCUUCCGAUACGACCCCACCGUCUUCCCCUCAGCCUACCCGUCGGUCAGAGAGACCCAGUGAUACAAAUGUCUUCUCCAGACUGACCAGUAGUACUGCGGGAAUAUCUGAUAAUAACAGUAAAAGAGGAUAUGUUGUACCAGCUAGUGCCAGGAUAAACACCAAACAAACAGGUCCACUUACAUGUACACAUACCGCUGAAGGUCAUUCUAAAGCUGUUCUAUCUGUUACAGCAACAGAAGAUUUGUUAUUUACCAGUAGUAAAGAUCGUACGGGUCGAUGUUGGGAUUUGACAGAGGGAAGAGAGAUCGUAACAUUUAGCCGUCAUCUGAAUAAUGUUAAUGUGAUAAAAUAUAGUCCUGAACAGCGCCUUGUAUUUACUGUGUCACAAUCGUAUAUCUGUGUGUGGGACGUGAGACAAUUUACCAGAAACUGUAUCAAAACUUUAAGUUCAUCUGGGUUAACACAAGAAGAGCAGGUAACUAGUGAGACACGUCAGAUUGAUCUACCUAGCGGGGAACAUCAUAUAAAUGAUAUAGCUCUAAAUAAUAGUGGUCUUCUGCUCUACAGUGCUUCCGGCAACGUUGUCAGAGUCUGGGAUCUGAGAAGGUUUGCAGCUGUUGGCAAGUUAAGUGGAGGUCACCAGGCGGCUAUUAUGACUAUGGGUGUUGACAAACAAGAUCAAAAUGAUAUUGUUGUGACAGGCUCAAAAGAUCAUUAUAUCAAAGUAUUUGAAGUGAUGUCAGAAGGUGCUGGUGUUUUAACCCCCAAGUAUAAUCUAGAACCACCACAUUAUGAUGGUAUACAGUCAUUAGCCAUCCAGGGUAACACAUUGUUCAGUGGUUCAAGAGAUACAUGUAUCAAGAAAUGGGAUCUCAGUUCUCAUAGUUUAGUACAGUCUGUCAAUGCAGCUCAUAGAGACUGGAUUUGUGCCAUGGAUUUUAUGAAAGGGACCAACACGUUGCUGAGCGGGUGUCGGGCCGGCUACCUCAAACUGUGGAAUGUAGACACUUGUGCACAAAUUGCUGAAAUCAAAGCCCACACAAGUCCAAUAAAUGCCAUAGCAACUAACUCUUCUGCCAUAUUUACUGCCUCAAAUGAUAACACAGUUAGAAUAUGGAGGCAAAAGACCGGUUCCCAGGAAUUACCAACCGAAGGAAGUGAUGGUACCAGCUAACAGACAAUUUCCAACAACAAUUUUAUUUUGAAAAUACUUCGCAUGGGCAUUUUAUCAAGUGUGGCUAGUAGUGUGAUAUUUAAAAAAUGUUGUAUCAAAAUAGGUUGUUGUUGUUGUUUUAGUGCGCCAUUUAAGCAAAGCUUUAGUCAACUGACCAUCUCUAUGUUGAUCUGUUGUUGUUAUUUUAACUUAUUCUUUAAACUUUCUCUGUAGAAUUCAGUAAGAUUUUUAUAAAGGACAUGUAACAAAUAUGACUUUUAUGUUUGACAUUAGUUUUGGGCUUCUUUUUCUUCUUCUUCUUUUUACAGUCAUCUUACAUGAACAUGAUGAUUGAAGUAUGACAUCAUAAUAGGCUAGCCUGUGUAUCAGUGCAGUCAGAACAGGCGUUAUUUUUAAAGUUGAUCUAUUUAAAUUAAUUUGAUAAUUGCCUAAUAACUCAAAAUGGACAGUCCCAAAAUUUGAAACAGAAUAUGUCCAUUACUCAAAUUCAGCUCAGUUACCAGUAAAUAUAAAAUUAUAUAUAAUUAAUAUAUAUUAUAUAAAAUAUACAUAAUUUUUCAUUAAAUUAUCAUAUUUUUGUUAAAUUUUACACAAUACCAUGGAUAAAGAUGGUGGUCAGUGGAUUUAUGACAGCCAUGUCAACACAGCAUCUAAAAGUCGAAACUUAAAUGCAUUGUCAUAAUUUUUUCCUAAAUGAAACAAUAGUUGCAAUAUUUUUUGUAAGACUGAUGUUUUUACUUCAUUUUGAAAAAUCCUUCGUUUUGUCUACAAGUUGUUUUUUUUUUUUCAUACUUUUCAUGAUAUCUGUUAAUAAAAAUGUUAAAUUUCUACAAAUUACUGUUACUGUUACUACAUGUAUACAGUAUAAUUAUGUAAAAAAAUCAUAAACCGGUAAAUCGGUUAUCUUUUAGCAUGUAAUUGUUCACCAUGGAAUAUCAGUGAGUCUCUCAGAAUCUUCCAACUGAAAUUAGCUUGAAGUUCAUCAGAUUAGAAUUUUUCCACUUUAUUUUUCUGUUUUGGUUUCUCGUUACCUUGGAAACAAAAUGACUGUCACAUUAUACAAUAUCCUCUUUUCAUUUCAAAUUGUUCUCAAUUUCAUUUGUUUUGCAAAAACAAAAUAAAUUGCUUGGUACAAAAAAAAGAAGGAGAAAUAAUUAUCAAAAACAUUUAUCUAGACAUUGAUUACUCUCCCAGUCUUCCAGAUUUAUUUUAAAGCAGCACGCCUCCAGAUUCAUGAUAAAUUUCAUAAAAAUAUUGAAAAUGUAUUUAAAUAUGAAAUAUUAUGGAGGAAACAAAGACAUUGCAAACAGCUCUUACAAUCCACAAAAUUAAUAUUUCCAAAAUAAGGAAAAAGCCCUAACUGCAUUUAAGUCACUUAGUACAAAUAUGAUGAUAUAUAUGGCAAAAUCAGUCAUUAAUUGCACAUAAUAUGAUGGUAUACAAUCAUGUAUAUGGCAAAAUCAGUCUUUAAUCGCACAUAACAUGUAAAUUAUUACUUGAAUCUUGAAUAUUUCUUAAAAUCUAAGUGAAUUUUCUCAAGUGAGAUUUUCUUGAUAUAUUUUGGCUCAUUUUGAGGCAUGCAGCUUUAUUAUUGUAAAAAAAUGUAAAAAGCUUUUCAUCUUCUACUGGAACCAAAAAUAAUUUUCCUUUUUGACAAGUUCCGACCCAGACCAGCCUACACAAAGUCUGACUUAGCUUUAAAAUCCCUACUGAUUGACUUUUUCAUCUGGAU
Molecule: messenger RNA, 6817 nt
Organism: Ruditapes philippinarum (Manila clam)
Lineage: Eukaryota; Metazoa; Mollusca; Bivalvia; Venerida; Veneridae
Product: kinesin-like protein KIF21B
Biological process (GO): mitotic spindle organization; microtubule-based movement
Molecular function (GO): microtubule motor activity; ATP binding; microtubule binding
Source: RefSeq, a predicted model, not a curated record